Molecule: messenger RNA, 2319 nt
Organism: Effrenium voratum
Lineage: Eukaryota; Dinophyceae; Suessiales; Symbiodiniaceae
Source: the annotation of a GenBank genome assembly
AUGAAGGUGACACAGGUGCUGCCGCACCUCCUCUUCAACGCAGAUGCGGUGAUCCACGUGGUGGGGGACAUGACCCCAACUUCCGAGGAACGCUACACCGUGUCAAUAGACACUCUGAAGCAAAACUGCGUUCUGCGUCAAGUGGGCGAUGUCGUGCAAAUCUCUGAGGAGCUGACGUGCCACGAGAGCAGCCAGCUCAAGAGGUACGACCAAGUUUUGGCCGUCAACGGCCACGUGGUGACGGGCAUGGAAGACCUGCCCGAGGAGCUGCGGAGCGGCAAGCCCGGGUCGUGCUCGGCCAUUUGCCAAGCAGUAUGGCCGAGCCUUUCCGCCUUUUGGCAGCCCACUGCCUUGCUGCUGCGGUCUCCGCAUGGCUACAGGAUACGCAUCCCACCUGCGGAGCAAGGCCAUAUUUAUUUUAAUCGAUUCAUUAGCAUGGUGAAGGUCGCGCUGAUGGAGGAGGCUUCAGCACAAGAAGUGAUUUAUGCGAACGACCCACAAGUGAAGGUCGAAAUCCUGCGCGGUGGCUCCCGCCUUAGGCGCGCCACGCAUGAAGGCAUGGAUGCCUUGGCUGUGGAGCUUCAGAAUUUCACCCAUGAGCUCGAGAAGAAGACCUUCCUCCCUCUCCCCUCGGAAAUUGCUCGAUGCCACCAUAUUGGCAUGCACCAGUCGGCUGCCUUGCCGGCCCCAAACACGGACUACGACCUCGUGUCGCAUCUCAUGCAAAUCUUCAUGGAGGAGCUCGCCAUCGGCGUCUCGUUGCCACUCUGGCGGGCCGUGCGCGAAAACCGCCUGGAGGAAUGCAGGAAGCUUCUCCAAGAGCAGGCGGACCCCAAUCUCUCCGAUGGCAAGGGGGUAACGGGUUUGCACAUCGCGGCGGAAGCACGAUCCGUGGAGGUGGUGAAGCUGUUGCUGGCCAAGGGGGCGCUGAGCACCGAGAGGGACCAUCGCGGAAGAACGGCGGCCCACUGCAUCCCCCUCCGCACGGAUCACAUCACCACAGAACUGAUUGAGAUUUUCCUCACGAAUGCUGCCUCGCUGCCGCUGCGCGACAAAGCUGGAGUAUCCGUCUUCGAGCGUUUCUACUUGUGGUCUUUGAGCGCCGUGAAUGGCGAGCCCUACGAGCCUCUUUGUAGCGCCUUGCGUGGGUUGGCAGGGAAGUACCUGGCGGGGAAGCUGCCGGAGCUCUGGCUGCUGGGCUCGCAGGCCCUGGGCUCCAACUGCCCCAAGUCGCUGAGCGUCACCAGCCAGCAGCGCCGCUUGAAUAUCGCUGGCAAGAUGCGAACUGUGCAUGUGCUCAUCCCCUCGCCCUCGCAGAUCCACAGGGAGCCUUUGCUCUAUCUGGGCUUCUGUCACUUGCUGCCCUGGUCUCUUCAGGAGCCGGCCAUGAGGCUGCUCGCGGUAGAGCAGGGCUGUGAGGUCUUUUGUGUGGGCUGUGAGGCAGUGAUUCCUGACCUGCUGAGGGAGGAGGCUGACGAAGAGCACACGGGGGAGGCCUUUUACAACGACCUCUUUCAUGUGAUUGAUGCUCUUCCGCUGACUCACCAAUUUCACGUCAUAGACAGUACCUUCGGCCUCGGGCUGCCUCUGCUUUGGAAGCUGAUGGACCGACUGUCCGGCGUCCUUGCCAUCAACCCCAGCUGGAUCUUCAGCACGUCCGGCCCAGCCGCGCAGCAGCUCGACCGUGCCGAGCAGCUGACGCAAGUGGCGAGGCAGCGCGACGUGCGGCAGAUGAGCCAUAUGCUCUACGACUUCUCCAUCGCCCCCUCCCUGGCCAAAGCGUUCUUCUCGGAGCCCGGGGAUGCCGUCGGCGUGGCUGAGCUCAUGGACAACGCAAUGCAUCAGCAGUACCAGUCUGCUUUGGCCAACGCGUCUUCUUCGUUUUGGAAGAUGGGGGUCAUGCACUCCUGGACCUUGAGGAACCUCACGCAAGUGCUGAACGCGCUACCGCCGUGGCACCCACCCAGGCCGGUUUACGUGGUCCUGGCCUGCGGCAGCCACGCGCCCCUUGGGGCGGUGCAAAACGCCGCUUACAACCUGCAGGAGCUGAUGACGGGAUCCAUGCAAGUGUACCUACCUCAUUGCAGCUGGCUGUGGCACAUCGAAGGUAUCAAGCCAGUGGAGGAGGUGAAUGAAUUGCUGGGCUUUGUCCGGGAGGAUGGUACAGCGACCGCGUCCUUGACCUCCAUGCUGGUGCGGAAGCGCCGGGAUUUGGAGGCUGGGAAAGUAUCCCCGAGGAAGCAGAAGACCGUCUGCUUUUCCGCGGACCUCGAGUCGAUCGAGCCCUCCGGCAAGCUGAACCGGGUGUUUUCAGCGUAG